Otolemur garnettii (small-eared galago) is the source of this 4424-nucleotide messenger RNA. It is a transcript of the gene JPH1, whose product is annotated as junctophilin 1. The record is from RefSeq and is a predicted model, not a curated record. Gene Ontology annotation, cellular component: junctional membrane complex; sarcoplasmic reticulum; endoplasmic reticulum membrane. Lineage: Eukaryota; Metazoa; Chordata; Mammalia; Primates; Galagidae. The coding region runs from base 69 to 2054 and encodes 661 amino acids. The transcript is spliced from 6 exons.
CACCCUGCCGUGCCCAGCACUGCCCGCGUCCGUGCCCCCGCGGGGAGCGCGCCGGGGCUGCCCCCCGAAUGACGGGCGGAAGGUUCGACUUCGACGAUGGCGGCACCUACUGCGGCGGCUGGGAGGAGGGCAAGGCGCACGGGCAUGGCAUCUGCACGGGGCCCAAGGGCCAGGGCGAGUACUCCGGCUCCUGGUCGCACGGCUUCGAGGUGGUCGGAGGCUACACCUGGCCCAGCGGCAACACCUACCAGGGAUACUGGGCGCAGGGCAAGCGGCACGGGCUGGGGGUGGAGACGAAGGGCAAGUGGAUGUACCGGGGGGAGUGGUCACAUGGUUUCAAGGGGCGCUACGGGGUCCGGCAGAGCCUGUGCACCCCCGCUCGCUACGAGGGUACCUGGAGUAACGGGCUGCAGGACGGGUACGGCGUGGAGACCUACGGGGACGGAGGUACCUACCAGGGCCAGUGGGCCGGAGGCAUGCGGCAUGGCUAUGGUGUGCGCCAGAGCGUGCCCUAUGGCAUGGCCACGGUGAUCCGCUCGCCCCUGCGCACCUCGCUGGCCUCGCUGCGCAGUGAGCAGAGCAACGGCAGCGUGCUCCAUGAUGCCGCGGCCGCCGCCGACAGCCCGGCUGGCACCCGAGGCGGCUUCGUCCUCAACUUCCACACUGACAUCGAGCUCGGGGGCAAGAAAAAGGGCGGCCUCUUCCGAAGGGGCUCCCUUCUUGGAAGCAUGAAACUCCGCAAGUCGGAAUCCAAGUCUUCCAUCUCCAGCAAGCGCAGCUCUGUCCGCAGCGACGCGGCCAUGAGCAGAAUUAGUUCCAGCGAUGCCAACUCCACGAUAAGCUUUGGCGACGUAGAUUGUGAUUUUUGCCCCGUGGAAGACCACGUGGACGCCACCACCACCGAAACCUACAUGGGCGAGUGGAAGAACGACAAGCGCAAUGGGUUUGGCGUCAGCGAGCGCUCCAACGGCAUGAAGUACGAAGGCGAGUGGGCAAACAACAAGAGGCAUGGAUAUGGCUGUACCGUGUUUCCUGACGGCUCCAAAGAAGAGGGAAAAUACAAAAAUAAUAUUCUGGUCCGUGGAAUAAGGAAGCAGCUUAUACCAAUAAGAAAUACAAAAACUAGGGAGAAGGUGGACAGAGCAAUUGAAGGAGCGCAAAGGGCAGCGGCCAUGGCGAGAACCAAAGUGGAGAUAGCAAAUUCAAGGACUGCGCACGCCAGAGCAAAAGCGGACGCCGCAGACCAGGCCGCUCUGGCCGCUCGCCAGGAGUGUGACAUUGCGAGAGCCGUGGCCCGGGAGCUGUCGCCUGAUUUCUACCAACCAGGCCCCGAUUAUAUCAAACAGAGACUUCAGGAAGGUGUAGAUGCUAAAGAAAAUCCAGAAGAAAAGGUCCCAGAAAAGCCACCUACACCAAAGGAAUCUCCUCAUUUUUAUCGCAAAGGCACGACACCCCCAAGAUCUCCUGAGACAAGUCCCAAACAGAGUCACUCUCCCCCGCCUUCCCCAAAGCCCAUGAAGAAGCAAAACCCCAGUUCAGGGGCAAGACUCAACCAAGACAAAAGGAGUGUGGCUGAUGAGCAGGUGAUGGCCGUUGUCAAUAAGCCCUUGAUGUCAAAGGCUCCCUCGAAGGAGGCAGGAGCAGCCGUACCCCAGUCCAAGUACUCUGGCCGCCACUAUGUCCCCAACCCCAGUAAUGGGGAGCUGCAUUCUCAGUAUCACGGCUACUACGUGAAGCUUAAUGCCCCCCAGCACCCUGCAGAAGAUGUGGAGGACGGUGACGGGUCGAGCCAGUCUUCCUCAGCACUGGUGCACAAGCCAUCUCCUAACAAGUGGAGUCCCUCCAAAUCUGUGACAAAACCAGUUGCCAAAGAAAGCAAAGCUGAGCCAAAAGCAAAGAAGUCUGAACUUGCUAUACCAAAGAAUCCAGCAAGCAAAAAUUCGUGCCCUUCUUUGGAAAAAGAAGCCAAUUCAGGCCCUAAUUCAGUCAUGAUUGUCCUUGUCAUGCUGUUGAAUAUCGGGUUGGCCAUUCUUUUUGUUCACUUUCUAACUUGAUUGGAUUUAGGAAAGUGAAGUCAUGACAACUAGUGGUGUUAGCCCACAGUUCUCUGCAGUGGUGCCGUCAGCCCUUUAACUGGCCCACCCCAGGCAGACUCAGACACAGGGAAGGAGGCUUGGAAUUAGGAUGGGAUCGCAAGAGAGAUGACACUUGGAAAAUUCAGCCAGAGGACCUGUUCGGUUCCCCUGGGAAUGCUUUGUGGCUUUGGGGUCCUCGGGGAGCUGAAGCACACAGCCAUGUUGGAGAACAAAACUUAAUAAUGAUUCUUUUUUAAAAUCUGCUGAAGCAGCCCCAUCCGGCGAAGUUCUUGGCAUUGGCUACUCCAUCUGUCCUAGCGGAGUGUGACUAAACUGGAAAUGUAUGGAGCUGCAUUUUUUUUUUUUUUUUUUUUGAUGGAAGUCAACAGCUGCCUUACUAUUUUACCAUCUGACGUUUUUAGUAGGGAGCUGGGGAAACGACUGGCCGAGGAAUGCGGUCGGAGGAUUGUGUUGCUGUGGACGUGGUUCCAGCAUUCACUCCAAUCUCAUUAGAAGAAAUAGGUAGCAGCAUCACUCACCAGUCUUAUGCCAUGACCUGCUGCUUUAACGUCUCCCGGAAUGUUCUGGGAGGGAAGGUUUUGUUUGCUUGUGCACGACUCUGUUCAUUUUUGCUGUUGAUUUAAAUAUGAUGUAUAGUCAUCUAUCCCCUGCAGUCCCGGCUGGACAAAACACACGUGUUGCAUCUCGAGGAAAAGAAACAACAAAAAUGCUAGUGAAAAUGUGCUUAUUUUGAUGGCAAUACACCAUUUUUUAUGUCCUUUAUUCUUCCUAAACCUGUAAAAGGCUGUCUAUCUUUAAAAUUUAGCAAUUUGAAGGCAUUGUACCUUCCUAAGAAAUAAUUUAAUUUUAAAUAUUUUUAACAUUGCUGAGAUGAAUUAUUUAUGCACUUAGGAGGUGCUCAAUUUUAAAAGGUAAAAGACAACAGAAUUCGAAGAAGUCAGGUCCAAACGUUGCAUGGAUUGCAGUAAUCGGUGUUUAAAGGAUUCAGUUUCUCUGCUGACGUACUUUACAACCAAAUAAAAUCUUGUCAGUGGCUGUGUUAAUUCCCAUGAAAGUUAAGCAAGAUGCUAUUAAUAACUGUGCUUCUCUUUCUUGUUUUCUUUUUCCAACUUAAAUUUCUGUUGAAUACAUUCAGGUAGAGCCUAAAGCUUUGUGCAAUCCCUGCCUCGCAAUUUUCUCCCUUUCCUGUUCUCCAAAGUCCUUUUGUAAUUUCCUUUCAGAUUUUCAAGGCUUCGACAUUUUUAUUUUAAAUAUGUGUCUUUUGCAGUCCUUUGUCAUUCUGACAUAUUCUGAUUUUUUUUUUGCUGUUUUAUAAUUUAUCCUUUAUUAUUCAGAAGCAUGCUUACUUAGAGAAACUAAGUGGUCUUUAUCAAAGUAAUUAUUUAAAAAGAAAUCAGGGGAGGAAAGGUAUCUGUUCAAAAUCUUUCUAAAACAUUAUAUUGCAGAAAGGGAGCUAUUUCUGAAUAUUUUCGUAAUGUGCAUGGUUGACUCAGACCCUUUGACCUUAUUAGCUACCUUUUCAGUGCAGAGGAGACAGUUCAUGUCAUGCCCAUGUUAGCACAGGUGUGGACUGAAUGCUGUGUCACCUGCAGGGUAGUAACCCAGUGAUGUUUUUUGCAGAAGUACAGUAUGUUGAGAACCCUGGGUGUGACCAAUAUGGAAUACAGAAGGCGGCAGAAAGAGAGCAAAUGAAAAAUUACAACUUGUAUAUUUGUUUUUUACACUUUGCUUUGACUUUUCAAGUUAGGAAGUAACUUUUUUUUUACCCAACAACAGGCAUUUAAGUUCCUGUGUCAGCCUCAGUCCUCUCACUGCUCCUUCCUCACCCCAUAGCUCCUUCUGCGGGGAAAGCUGAUUUUUAAAAAAAAAAAAAAGAAAAGAAAAGAAAAAGAAAUUAAAAUAAAAUAUUUAAUCUUAUUAAGUGUUUAUUUAAAACGUGUAAUGCUUUGGAAGUAAUGGGUAACAGAUAAGUAAAGGAUAUGUUUAUAAAGUGAGCAUGUGGGUCCCAUUUAUAAAUAUAUGUAUGAUUUAUAAGCUUUUUUAAAACAAAGCUCAAAUUGUUGGUAUUUUUCUAAAAUGUGCACAGCUGUAUUUUACAUGAAGGCUCUUUCUAAUGGGUUGUUAUACUGUACUCUACAUUUUGGACAGCACAUGAAGUCUGCCAAUGUACUCAAUAAAACAUGACUUUGUUUAUUUAAAGUUUCUUGCUGUGAAAAAGAACUCCCUAUCUGUGAGUUCCUUUAUUUAUAAUCCUUGAAACCAAAAUGUAUAACGUACAGUUUUCACAACUGUAUCUGCUCUAAUAAAAAAAAAAAUGUUGGUUAUUAA